Messenger RNA from Psilocybe cubensis, 834 nucleotides. RefSeq lists its product as uncharacterized. The transcript has 4 exons. The record is from RefSeq and is a predicted model, not a curated record. NCBI's taxonomy places the organism in Eukaryota, Fungi, Basidiomycota, Agaricomycetes, Agaricales, Agrocybaceae. Bases 1 to 834 code for a protein of 277 amino acids.
AUGAUCGUCCCAGAGAACAACAUGAACGAUGCAGGUAGCAGCAGUCAACUCUACGACCAUACGUCUCAGCGCCCUCCUUCCUACAGAGUCGAGGAUAUUCGCAGCUUUGAGCCUGUUGAUAAGGUUCCAGUCUUUCCGACCAUCCCAGAGCUGGAUGUCGACUCUAGUGCUUCCAGUUCCACCACACCGUCAUCUAACACAGCAUUCCAGACUCCAUAUACCAUCAGCCCCGUCUCACCGUCAGGAUCACACCAAGCUUCAUCAAGCAAAGGAACUUUGACAACAUCACUGUUCAGCGACACCGAACUUCCAACCGCCUUUUCCCGGGUGCCACCAGCACAUAUCUCAUACGAGUCCUUUAAACCGUUAUUUCUGGCAGCGAACGGCAAAACUCUAGAGAAAGGCUUUCCUCCAGUUCCUCCUCCUUCGGUCAUUCAUCCACAUCCGUUCACAUAUCAUGAUGUCACUGAAAGCGAUUGGUUAAGCUUUUUGGAGGCUUUACGCGCGGCAGCGUCACUGACUGAGAAGGAUAUAAAUAGAUCGUUUAGUGUCCCCAUCAUAUCCAGCCUGCCACUUGUUGGUCAACUAACAGGGGCAGGAGUCCAAAUGCUUAUGAAGGGAAGAAAAGGGAACAAAGUCGCAAAAGUGGUAGAUCGGUGGAAUCAUCAUUUUUUCUGUCCUCGAAGAAUGAGGGCUGUGUUGAUGAAAGGUUCAACCAAAAUCAGCGGCAUCACCGAAAUCGCCGCCGACGGCCAGUUGUCAACAUAUCCUGAAUACCAAACGCCAACUACUCCGAAUGAUGAUGUGUUUCGCCUCUUUGUAAUCUCGGUGUAA